AUGUCUAAAAAUGAGAAUAUCUUGGCCGAGCUUGGGUCACGAUUGUCAUCGGGUGCAUCAAUUGUACUUCCCAACAAUACAGAAUUCGCCAACCUUACAUCCAGAUGGCGAGAGUAUGAUGCUCCUAGCAUCAAUGUUGUAGUUGAAGUUGCCAAUGAAUCCGACGUCCAACAAACCGUCCUUUACGCCGCUAAGCACGGUAUCCCUUUUUUUGCCAGGUCUGGAGGUCAUGGUGCAACCGGAGCACUUAUCCAGGCAAGAAACGCUAUUCAGAUUGACUUUCGCUCUUUGAAUCAUAUCGCACUUUCUGAGGAUGGCCAAAUUGCCACGAUUGGCGGCGGUGCCAACGUUGCUGAUACCGUCAACAAAUUUGCUAGUUUGGGGAAACGAACAGUCACUGGAAUAUGUGAGUGUGUCGGAUUCUCUGCUCCAGCUCUUGGUGGCGGGCACGGCUGGCUUCAGGGCCAGUAUGGACUCAUGGCCGAUCAAGUAACCUCAGCACGCCUUGUCCUUUCGAAUGGUGAGGCGGUCACUGUGUCGGAAAAAUCCAAUAAAGACCUCUUCUGGGCCAUCAGGGGAGCAGGACAUAACUUUGGCCUCGUAACUGAGUGGGAAUAUCAUGUUUAUGAUGACAAUCCCUCAUGGUCCUACGAGACCUUCGUCUAUACAGGAGACAAGCUUGAGGCUCUCUACAACCUGGCAAACAAGACUAUGCGAGAUCAGCCACCGGAGCUUGUUCAUUGGGGUUACAUCAUUAAAGUAGCAGAGAUUGAUCCCUGACCAUGUCAGUACCACUCUUGCGUUCCCUUUCUGUGCGAACUCAAAAAGGCUAGUUAUUUUAUAGCCCGUCCUCUGGUUUGGAAUUAUCUAUAAUGGCUCACCAGAAAAAGCCUCCUAGUACGCCAAACCGUACCAUGACAUUGGACCACUGAGUGUACAGACUGGGCAAGGAACACUGCAUGAUCUUGCUGUUCUAACCUUCCAAGUAAGUUCAACAAUUUGGUCGAACAUGGCCGUUUUGGGAAUCAGAACGAGUAUUGAAAAUGUCAAGUCAAUUCUAACACCUUGGCAUCAGGACAAAAAUGGCCCAGGUUGCGCUUACGGGUUGACCUCCCGUCAUUAUCCGAUCGUUUUACAAACAUACAAUGUGACUGCCGUCAGAGAAGUGUACAAUGAGAUUGACUCCACAUUCAAUAAGGUCCCCGAGGUUGCCGACUACUUUUUCCUUCUUAAGGGUUACUCAACCCAGGCAGUGAAAGCUAUCGAUCCAGACAGUACAGCUUUCCCGCACCGGGACGACAAUAUUUUGGUCACGUCUUACAUUCAGUACAAGCCCAACUCGACCAUAGAUCCCCUCGCGCAGGAAUUUGGUGAAAAGAUACGAAAAUAUUUGCUUGUUGGGAGCGAGGAUCCAGAAUACCUCCGAGCUUACGUCAACUAUGCUGAUGGUACCGAGUCUUUGCACGAGUUUUAUGGCUGGGAGGCAUGGAGAAUAGAGAAGUUGAAGAAGUUGAAGGCUCAAUGGGAUCCUCAGAACAAGAUGCGGUAUUAUGUCCCAAUUGAAUAG
Messenger RNA from Hymenoscyphus albidus, 1567 nucleotides. Lineage: Eukaryota; Fungi; Ascomycota; Leotiomycetes; Helotiales; Helotiaceae. The record is from the annotation of a GenBank genome assembly.